Messenger RNA from Arctia plantaginis, 1386 nucleotides. Lineage: Eukaryota; Metazoa; Arthropoda; Insecta; Lepidoptera; Erebidae. The record is from the annotation of a GenBank genome assembly.
AUGUUUAGGUGGGGACAAACUUUGUGCAUUGCUUUGAACCGACACAUCAGUUCUGUGGAUAGCAUAUGUGUUACCCAAUUACAGAAAAACUUUAGUUCAUGCACUAUAAUGGCCAAUAAAUUUAAAUUACCUGCCCGCUAUGGAGCUGGUGAAAAGAGUGUGUGGGUUGAAUAUAUUCAACUGGCUGCAGAAUAUAAACCUGCAGUAAACCUCGGUCAGGGCUUCCCGGACUAUCAUGCACCAGAUCAUGUUUUAAAGGCACUUUCAAAAGCAGCCCUCAGUGAAAAUCCUUUGGCUAAUCAGUACACGAGAGGAUUUGGUCACCCAAAAUUAGUACAAAGCAUAGGUAAACUGUACUCUCCAUUAAUAUCCAGGGAUCUUGAUCCACAAAAUGAGAUUCUGGUUACUGUUGGUGCAUAUGAAGCUUUGUAUUCAGCGAUACUGGGUUAUGUGGAUGAGGGUGAUGAGGUGAUAGUGAUUGAGCCUUUCUUUGACUGCUACGACUUCAUGAUCAAGUGUGCUGGAGGUGUGCCGAGAUUUAUUCCUCUUAAGCAAAAAAAAACCUCAGGCACCAUCACCUCUGCAGACUGGGUACUAGACGAAAAGGAGUUAGCUGGUCUCUUCAAUUCUAAAACAAAGAUGAUCAUAGUGAACACUCCACACAACCCCUUGGGCAAAGUCUUCACAAUGGAGGAGCUGACGUUCAUUGCCAACCUCUGCAAGAAACAUAAUGUACUGUGCUUGUCCGAUGAGGUGUACGAAUGGAUGGUCUACGAGCCUAAAAAGCAUAUCAGGAUGGCCACUUUACCGGACAUGUGGGAACGCACAAUAACAGUGGGCUCAGCGGGCAAGACAUUCUCAGUGACUGGCUGGAAGAUAGGAUGGGCGUACGCUAAUCCAAAACUCAUGCGCAACUUGCAGGUUGUACACCAGAACUGUGUGUACACUUGCUGUACACCAAUACAGGAAGCAAUAUCUGAGGCACUAGAAUAUGAGUUAGCCCGCCGUGACACUUCCGACUACUACAUGAAAUCUUUGGCACGAGAGAUCCAGCCGAAGAGAGAUUUUCUGAUAAAAGCACUUACAGAGAAUGGGUUUAAUCCCACCAUACCGGAGGCUGGCUACUUCGUUGUUGCUGACUGGACUAAAUUAGCUGAUAAAAUCGACUUAUCCAAGGAAUCGGACCAGUACAAAGACUACCGCUUCACGAAGAAGUUCGCGAAGGAGGUCGGUGUACUAACCAUCCCGCCCUCUGCAUUUUAUUCAAAAGAACACAAGCAUUUGGGAGAGAAUUAUGCCAGGUUUUGUUUUAUCAAGAAAGACGAAAAUCUGGCAUUGACUGAGAAACUUUUGAAGGAGUGGAACAAGAAAAAAUCCAAAUCAUAA